Molecule: messenger RNA, 1818 nt
Organism: Vitis riparia (riverbank grape)
Lineage: Eukaryota; Viridiplantae; Streptophyta; Magnoliopsida; Vitales; Vitaceae
Exons: 7
Coding region: 173-1564 (463 amino acids)
Source: RefSeq, a predicted model, not a curated record
CACAAAACCAAGACACUGGAAUCUGAGAGGGGAGAGAGAAAGAGAGGGAGGGAGAGAGAGAGAGAGAGAGAGAGAGAGAGGUGCCUGCAUAUUAGUUUAUAAGGGGCCUUGAAAGUUUGGAGAUGGUGCGGCAGUGAAGUGUUUUUCCCUUGAAUGGUUUCUUGUGUUUUGGAUGGAUUUGAUGAGAGAUACAAAACUUAGGAAUAAAACAUGUUGUGUUCAUCACACAACAGGACAAGCCCAAUGUACACGAAUACAAACCAUUCUUCCACAAGAAACAACAACACCACAACAUUCCUCAAACAUGGCCUCUUCCUCUCCAAUCAUGUUCAUAUUUGUUGCUUUUCUUUUUGCCGCUUCUUCACUUAGCCCGGUCCUCUCACACCCCAUUCCCUCAGAUUCCGGCCACCACCGCCCAACGGCCAACCAGACUUUCCACCCAGGUCUACAGCUGCAGAAGCUGAAGAGAGUCAGAGCCUAUCUCAGGAAGAUCAACAAGCCUGCAGUCAAGACAAUUCAGAGUCCUGAUGGUGAUGUGAUAGAUUGUGUUUUAUCUCAUCUCCAACCAGCUUUUGAUCAUCCUCAGCUAAGAGGAAAGACACCAUUGGAUCCACCAGAAAGACCAAAAGGACAUGACUCCAUAAAUGCUGUGGCAGAGACCUUUCAGAUAUGGAUGAAUUCUGGUGAAUCAUGCCCAGAAGGAACAAUUCCGAUUAGGCGAACCACAGAGAAAGAUAUUCUAAGAGCUAGUUCCAUAAAAAGAUUUGGAAGAAAAUUAAGAAGAAAUGUGAAGAGAGACUCAACAAGCAGUGAUCAUGAGCAUGCAGUUGUUUUUGUAAAUGGAGAUCAGUAUUAUGGAGCCAAGGCCAGCAUUAAUGUGUGGGCGCCCCACGUGGCCGAUCAAUAUGAAUUCAGCUUGUCACAAAUAUGGAUCAUCUCUGGUUCAUUUGGCAAUGAUCUUAAUACCAUAGAAGCUGGUUGGCAGGUCAGCCCAGAGUUGUACGGAGAUAACUAUCCAAGAUUCUUCACAUAUUGGACAACCGACGCAUACCAGGCCACUGGCUGCUACAACUUACUUUGCUCAGGUUUUGUCCAAACAAACAACAGGAUCGCUAUUGGGGCUGCAAUCUCUCCAAGGUCAUCUUACAAUGGCAAACAAUUUGAUAUUGGAUUAAUGGUUUGGAAGGAUCCAAAGCAUGGACACUGGUGGCUUGAGUACGGGUCUGGACUAUUGGUUGGGUACUGGCCAUCGUUCUUGUUUAGCCACUUGGGGAAUCAUGCAAACAUGAUACAAUUUGGUGGAGAGAUUGUUAAUACUAGAUCAACUGGUUUUCACACAUCAACACAGAUGGGCAGUGGCCAUUUUGCAGAAGAAGGAUUUGGGAAAGCAUCUUAUUUCAGAAACUUACAAGUUGUGGACUGGGAUAAUAGCCUGCUUCCUCUACAAAACCUUCACCUACUGGCUGAUCAUUCAAAUUGUUAUGAUAUAAAACAAGGGAAAAAUAAUGUUUGGGGAACCUAUUUUUACUAUGGAGGUCCUGGAAGGAAUGUUAAGUGUCCCUAAAGAAAAUGGCAUAGGGAAUAGACAGUAAUCUUCUUCUUUUUUUUUUUUUUUUUUCCUUUUUUUGAGUAUUUGGCUUGGCUUCUCGUAGUUGGCCUUAACCGGGGUUUCUGGUAUUUUUAGAUUUUAUUUUCCAUAAAAAUUUGAUUCCUUUCUUUUCUAACAGGUCACCAUUGAUUAUCCUACCUACCUCUGAGAGGUAUGUAAAUUUGGGAGAGUAUACAAAUUUUCAAUAUACUGUGGGGUUGUUUUGUGCA